Letharia columbiana is the source of this 348-nucleotide messenger RNA. RefSeq lists its product as uncharacterized. The transcript has a single exon. The coding region runs from base 1 to 348 and encodes 115 amino acids. The record is from RefSeq and is a predicted model, not a curated record. NCBI's taxonomy places the organism in Eukaryota, Fungi, Ascomycota, Lecanoromycetes, Lecanorales, Parmeliaceae.
AUGGAGAACACUGCGGAGAAACCAAGCGGAAACAAGGCCCCCAGCACCAAGAACACGGCUCAGCUCUCCAAAAUCCCACAUCAUAUGCUCUCCACGGUUCUACAUCAAAUCAUCACUCAGCAAGCGGAGAACACCACUGCAACUUGGCCUAUCAUCCCCACUGCGUUGAGGAGCAAGAGGAGGAACUACAACAGGCAAAUGCGGAGAACACUGCGGGAGAAACUAAGCGGCAACAAGGCCACCAUCGUCAAGAACACGGCUCAGCUCUCCAAGAUCCCACGUCAUAUGCUCUCCACGGUUCCACAUCAAAUCAUCACUCAGCAAGCGGAGAACACCACUGCAACUUAG